AAAAUGACGCAGGGCGGGGGCGUGCCCGGGAUGCGCGCUGCGCUGGGCUGCUUGUUGUUCCCGCAGAGAGGCGAGAAGAUGGCGGCCGUGUCUAGCGGAGGUGCUGCUGGGUCCGCUGCGGCCGCAAUUACGCACCCUGCCCGAGCGACCCACGCAGGAAUGGGCUCCCAGAACCGGGCCCCGCCGUCCUCUGGGAUCAACCCCAGUAGUCGUACCAGCACGGCCAGCGGGUGCAUCACUAAUCCCGGGCACACUUCGGCCACCAGGCCCCCUCCAGCCCGAGUGGGCCACUACGAAAUCGAGCGGACCAUCGGCAAGGGAAAUUUCGCGGUUGUUAAACUAGCCACACACAUCAUCACUAGAGCAAAGGUGGCUAUAAAGAUUGUGGAUAAGACCCAGCUGGACGACGAGAACCUGAAAAAGAUCUUCAGAGAGGUCCAAAUCAUGAAGUUGCUGAAGCACCCCCACAUCAUCCGCCUCUACCAGGUGAUGGAGACGGAGAAGAUGAUCUAUCUGGUUACAGAGUAUGCCAGUGGGGGAGAGAUAUUCGACCAUCUGGUGGCUCAUGGGCGCAUGGCAGAGAAGGACGCCAGGAAGAAGUUCAAGCAGAUUGUGGCAGCGGUCCACUUCUGUCACUGUCGCAACAUCGUCCACAGGGACUUGAAGGCAGAGAAUCUGUUACUGGACCACAACCUGAACAUUAAAAUUGCAGAUUUUGGAUUCAGCAACAUGUUUUCUCGAGGCCAGCUGUUGAAGACGUGGUGUGGCAGCCCUCCUUACGCUGCUCCAGAGCUUUUUGAGGGUAAAGAGUACGAUGGACCCAAAGUAGAUAUAUGGAGCUUAGGUGUGGUGUUAUAUGUGCUGGUGUGUGGCGCCUUACCCUUUGAUGGCAGCACUCUACAAAAUUUGCGAGCGCGUGUCCUCAGUGGAAAGUUCCGCAUCCCUUUCUUCAUGUCCACAGACUGUGAGUACUUAAUUAGACACAUGUUAGUUCUGGAGCCCAGCAGACGGUUGAGUAUGGAGCAGAUCUGCAAGAACAAGUGGAUGAGACAAGGAGACCCAGACCCAGAUUUUGACAGGUUGAUAGCGGAGUGCGAGCAGGUGAAGACAGAGAGAGAGAUAGAGCUCAUCAAUGAGCAGGUGCUGAUGGCCAUGUCUGAGACGGGGUUGGACCGGGAGCGCACAAUUCAGUCCCUGCAAUCAGAUGCUUACGAUCACUACAGUGCCAUCUACAGUCUGCUCGCUGAACGCCUCAAGAAACACAAGACGCUGCGUGUCGCACCGCCCCCACCCCGUUCCAUUAGCUACCCUCUAAACGCCGUUCAGCAGACAGACCAACAAGGUAAUCCUGUUAGCAUGACCGUGCCCCAUGUCCAGCUCAUCAACCCAGAGAACCAAAUCGUGGAGCCUGAUGGCAACAUGGCCCUGGACAGUGAUGAAGGGGAGGAGCCGUCUCCAGAGGCCAUGGCUCGCUACCUUUCAAUGAGGCGGCACACUGUGGGGGUACCAGACCAAAGGACAGAGAUGCAGGAGGAUCUCCAAAAGCUUCCACCAGGUUUCCCUCGUGGUGUAAUCCCCCAGCCCCCCUUCCCCCAACUUGUCCCCACUAUGGCCCAAAUGCACACUCUCAUGCCCACACAGAGCCUGCAGCCUACACAGCAGCUGGAGUACAAGGAGCAAUCGCUGCUGCAGCCGCCUACUCUGCAGCUGCUCAACGGCAUGGGCCCCCUGGGUCGAAGAGCUUCCGACGGCGGGGCCAACAUUCAGCUACAUGCUCAGCUCCUGAAAAGGCCUCGAGGACCCUCACCGCUUGUCGCCAGCCCGCAUCCUAAUACCGCUGUAGCUCCUGUGGAUGAGGAGGGUUCAGACGGAGAGCCAGACCAAGAGGCAGUGCAAAGGUACCUGGCGAACCGCUCCAAGCGGCACACGACGCACGUGCUCCCAAGCACAUCGCAUGGCGAGCCCUCGACAGAGUCACAGCGGCCCCAGGGCCCCCGCCAGAGGGGCGGCUGGGUGCCUGACACAUAUGCCCGAUCCACCUACAAGGACUGUAACACCCUACAUCUCCCCAUGGAGCGCUUCUCCCCUGUCAGGCGCUUCUCUGACGGCGCCGCUUCCAUCCAGGCCUUCAAGGCUCAUCUGGAGAACAGCAGCCUCAUUAAGCAGCUCAAGCAGGAGUGUGAGCAGCUCCAGAAGAAGUAUGCUGCCCAGCAGGAUGAACGGUUCUUUGAACACACCCAGCAGCAGCACAUCCUUUACCAGCAAGAGCAACAGAUCCUUCACCAGCAAAUCCAGGGUCUGUCUUUAGGCCAUGGAGAGAGCCAGCCCAGCCACUUAACCCACCAGCUCCAGAGGUUGCAUAUCCAGCCCUCCAGCCCUCCGCCAACACAUCCCAGCAACCACCUCUUCAGACAGCCCAAUCAGAGUCCUCCGCCUGGCUCUGCAGGCCUAAUGCAAGGGCAUGGGGCUCAGUCAUCGGUGCAGUACCAACAUGGUGCUCCAGCGAUGUACCAGGGACAAAGUGGCAGCCCGCCCCCCACAGGCCUGCCUCGAGUCGCCAAUCCGCAAGCCGCACCUGGCCGGCCUGCCGUCUCACUGGCACCGGGCGUACUGCAACAACAGCAGGUGACCAUUCAAGUGCAGGAUGUAGAGCUGGGAGGAGGGGCACAGAGACCAGGCAGCUUCCUGUCCACACCAGGCGGACACAGAGUCCUUGGGAAGCAGCUUAGCGCAGACAACGCGGAGACGCACAGCCGCAGCCUGGGCCGUUUCACCUCUGCCUACGACCAGGCCCAUUUCAAUCACCACCUCUUCUCCGGCGACGCUGCCUCUCGGGGUGCCCCUGGAGUCGUUGGCUCCUACAACCCCUAUCUGCAGGCCGCCUCCCUUAAAGUCCCCGGCCUGGAAGGCUACCAGAGUGGGGCUGUAGGGACCAGCAGCUAUGGGACCCCCUCCACACUACAGCAGGCCCUACUCUCCCCAACUCCUUUGGACUACUGUCCCCCGCAACAGCACGUCACCCCCACCCUGCAGGGCCUAUUGUCUCCUCGGCACUCUCUAACAGGCCACACAGACCCCAGGUUGCCCGCCCAGGACUUGGCUGCCCUCCUGAAGAGACAGAACCCCCGGCAGUGCCCGGCGCAACAAACCCCACCCAGUGGUGCAGCACAGGAGUUUGGAGAAUUGCUGCUUCUCCGCCAGCUGAGCCAGGGGGAUACCCUGGAACCCCCUGUGCCCCAGCCUGCCUCUGGGGGUCAACACUACCACCAUCUCCUCCAAAUACAACCCCCAGAGGUUCAACAGCAGCAGCAGCACGUCUCUCAGGCGCCAUGUCCAAGUUUACCACACUCUGAGAGCAUGGAAGAGGAUGAGGGUCCUGCUGUAUCCCACCAUCCGCAUGAAGGCCUGCUGACUAAAGCAGGAGAAGCACAUGAGCUCUUGGGGGCUCCCCGUGGCGGUACUCCACCUUACAACUCCCCUACACACAGGCACAAUGCUUACAUGAGGAGUCCUCCUGCUUCAAGAGAAACUGAGCAUGUAGAGUGCCGGCCCCAAGGACAGGCCAUGGAAGUACCUGAUCACAAUGGGCUUAGCUAUCAGCGAGGUGAAGUCUAUAGAUCUAGAGGGCAGCUGCAGCGUCACCACACCAUUCAGACCUGUGAUGAUGUCUACGAUCAGGCAGAUCCCAUGUCUGGUAUGAGCCUCUUGGCAGGAAAGGCGCUCAGCUCAGCUCGCAUGUCAGACAUUCUCAGCCAGACGUCUCUGACUGGAAGCCAGCAGCUGCACCAGCGAGAGGAGUCAGUUUGCGAUGUAGAAGGGGAGCUCCAUGCUGCAGCCUGUUACCCCUCGUCUUGCACCAGUGACAUGCUCCUCAGCUACAAACCCCCUGAUCUGCAGUACAGCAUGGAGCAGGCUGGGGUCUAGCACAGGAAGGGGUGAAUCCUCUGUGCGUCGUCCAUAUCAGCCACCCUGAGUUGUUGACUUGAGUUGAGCAGCAUCACGCCAAACCACCGUUGUCUGUCCAAGCGGGGGGCGCUCUGUCUCCAUCUGUCUGUUUCCAUCUGUCCCUUCGAAGGGAGGGCAAGAGACGGGGAGUGGGGGUGGGUGGGUGCUCCAAAGGUGGGGCCUCGAGGUUCAAAAGGUCAAAGUGCCAGCAUUUUCUACACAGACAUCCAGCAUUGUUGUGUUGCAGAUCGUUUUCAAUUCUCACCUUUCAUCUUGGGUAGCUUGAGGUCUCACUCUUCCCCCUUUCGACUCGCCGACCUAACCCCCUUCCCCUCAGCAACCCGCCCACUUCACGCCCACCUGCGGCCCUGACCUAAACCUCCAUUCUUCCCUCCCCUGGCAACUGUACGGCAUACAUUCAUUACGUGCCUGACUGGCCAGUGCAUGUACACAGCAACACAAUGAGACGCACACACUGCUGCCACAAACCCAAAGUAUUCCCAUUAGCUGUGUGUGUGUGUGUUUGUGUGUGUGUGUGUAUGUGUGCGCGCGCAUAUGCAUAUGAGCGAGGCGAGGGAAGGGGUGAGGAAUGCCGUGUUACUCCUGCUGUCCUGGUGCAAAUGUUUUCAGAGUGGGCUGAAACCUCAGCAACAAAGGACCCAUUUCAGGUGUUUUAGGUCGGGUUCUGAACGGGCACCAACGUCGCUCCAUCCAGUGGUGGAGCUCUUCAACAUCGCACAGGACAAACCAGCUCUUUUCUUCCUCCUUUUCAAGCAUUCUGUAUUUUAUUUGAAAACUCAUUUUACAGUUAAUGUAGGCAUUUUGGUCAACAUGGUUACUUUUAUGUUUUUCUUCUGUAAAAGAUGUUUAUUAUAUGAAAUAUUAUUAAAGAGAAUGGUUAUGUGUUGCAAGGAGGACAACAAUGUUCUUUGACUUAAUUCUGCACUUUGGGUUCAUGCUGUGCCUCUGUCCUCUUUUUCCUGUCCUCUCCUUCAUGCUCCACCCUGCUUUGUACCCACCCUCCCUCCUUCCCCAUCUUCUCCACCUCUAACGCCCCUCCACCCACGUUCUCCAUCCUCCUCUCCCACCCGUCAGUGACAGUGUAUUGCAUUGUGGGUAGUUUUACCAGACAUUUCCUCCUUUCCUUGUACAGUGAUGCCAUGUAUAGAAAGCUAUUACCGUUUCUGUAUCAGAUCAUUUAUUUCUUCCAUUUUCUUUAGUUUUUUUCCAUUUUAUUGGGGACUCUCUUUUUUAUUUUUAUUGGUAUUGUUUAUUGUUUGUAUUUUUGGAGUCUUUCAAAUGUUUUCCUUUCCUUUUUUUUUUUUUUUGCUUUAUUGAUCUUGAGAUUUCUAGCCAAAAGAGGACAGAGAAGAGAGCUCUGCUCUUUCUGUCGUAAAAAAAAACCAUUGUUAUUAUUUUAAUAUUAUUAUUAUUAUUAUUAUUAUAUUGAGACACUUGAAUAAGAGCAAUUAUUUUCUGUUGCUUUUUAAAGUAUCAUUUCAAUCGAUGUUGUGACCGUCAUUCUCGUUGAUGUUGGGCCUGUUUUCUGUUACCGGGUUUGUUGUGGCAGACUAUACAGGGUCAGGCUUCGGGCUUUGUCUGGGUUGGUUUGGGUGCUACAGAGACUCAUAAAAAAGACAAAUAAACAAGGGAAUAACUUGUAAAAUAGCUGACAUAUCAUCCUAAACAUCCCAAGCGUGGAGACCGAUAACUUCUACCCACCCACCCCCCGUCCCCGCUGUGAUCCUCCCAUCAUCCUCGACUACAUCCACUUCUGAUAAGAUGGCGCCUUAUGGACUCGGCCCCUCUUCCUGAGCUAACUUUGCCAGAACCACGGAGGAAAGCUACAGUUACCUGUCUGUUUCUAUUGUUUUGUUUUAACUUUACUUGGUUCCUGCAUUGUUUAGUUUUUUUCCAACCCAAAACCUGGAGCGGAGGAUGGGAAGAGGUGAAAGCUGUAUCUCAUGACCCCUGAAGGGUCCCUGUUGUUGAAGGACUCCAGCGAACUGUAAAAGGGAAUCAUUUCAGGAGUUGGUUUCAAGUCAUCUGAAGUCUUCAACAGCAAAGGGAUCCAAGGUUGUACUCAUUGCAGUCAAAUGCAAGGUGCGGCACACCAUCAGAGAUGAAGCCUCCACCUUAAUGCUUUAAUCCUUUUUUUUUUUUAUGUCUGUCGUCCCAACAUGCUGAACAUAGAAACAAAAUUUGACCACAGAGAGACUGCUUUAAAGCACAUAAAGUAUCACUCAUGUUUGUACAGGUCAGACAUCCCAAUACCUGACUGCACGGUUGCUAUGAACACCUGAGCGAGUUCCAGCUGACCCAUUCUGAUUAGUUUGUCCUCUAAAACAAGUAGAGCUUUUUGUCUUAUAGGAGCCCUGCAAUUACAGCUUCAGUGUUCACUCCAUCUCUGUUUUUCUCUCAUAUCUGUCCUCAUUUUUCUUCAUCUCUGUUUACACCAAGCCAAAAAAAGGAGAGGGGGGGGGGUCUGGAAGAGACGGGACCGUUUCCUGAAGCCAGGAGAUGAUCACGGCUCUGAAAGCAUGGCAGCAAAACGAUUCAAAAUCCAACCAGGAGCUUCGUGACUCUAAUGUUGUGACUGGCCUGAGUUGUGUGUGUGUGUGGAGGUGGGAGGCAGAAGGGACCACUUAUGGGAAUUUAAAAGACUGCACAGAGUUACAAAGCAAGCAGCCUCACAUACACACAUUCAGGCUGACUAUUGUUCUCCCCUUCUUUCUUUUAAAUGUCCCCCAACUCCACCGACUGCCAUCUUUUCUCGCCAUCCCUGCAAGACGACUCUCUGCUCCACCCCUCUUCCUUAGCUUCUUUUUGUUUUCUAUCAGUUCAUUUAACGAAUUAUUUUUUGUUGUAUUUCUGUUCACUCCUGUUGGGUACAAAAAUACUAAAGUGCAACAACAAUGGUUCAAAAGAAUAUCAACCAAACUGAGAUGAAUAAAUAAAUAUAUAUAAAUAAAUAAUUUAAAAGGGUUA
Messenger RNA from Girardinichthys multiradiatus, 6933 nucleotides. It is a transcript of the gene sik3, whose product is annotated as SIK family kinase 3. Gene Ontology annotation, cellular component: cytoplasm. Gene Ontology annotation, molecular function: tau-protein kinase activity; protein serine/threonine kinase activity; ATP binding. Bases 4 to 3924 code for a protein of 1306 amino acids. The transcript has 26 exons. Lineage: Eukaryota; Metazoa; Chordata; Actinopteri; Cyprinodontiformes; Goodeidae. The record is from RefSeq and is a predicted model, not a curated record. Gene Ontology annotation, biological process: microtubule cytoskeleton organization; intracellular signal transduction; protein phosphorylation.